Molecule: messenger RNA, 708 nt
Organism: Cucurbita maxima (winter squash)
Lineage: Eukaryota; Viridiplantae; Streptophyta; Magnoliopsida; Cucurbitales; Cucurbitaceae
Exons: 4
Coding region: 130-696 (188 amino acids)
Source: RefSeq, a predicted model, not a curated record
CUAAGCAACAACAAUCCAUCCUCUGCCGUUUCAUCAUCUUCAAAUCCUCUGACCCUUUACUUUCUUGUGUUCAUCCGCCGUGUCGUCUUUGGAGAUUCUCACCGGAUAGGCCGCCGCCCGCCGUCCGUCAUGUCGUCCAACUCUGGUCAUUUCUGGAGCUUCACAAUCCUCAGAUUCCGAAGCUUGCUUCUUCAACUUUCUCAUAAGAUAAACACCUCCGCCCCCGCCGGUGGGUGCCGUCGUCGUCCGGUAUCGGAGCCGCCGCAGAGCUCCUCCGUUGCCGUGGUUCCGUACAGCUUCCGUUCCUUUGGUCUGUCGUCCCUCCUCAGAUCUUAUUGUCCCAGGGCAAAAUGGAUAUUUGGGUCCCUAUUGUCUCUCUUUGUACCUAGUUGGAAUAAAUGGCAAGCUCUUGAAGACGAAGCGGAAAAAGGGAUCGAAGAGGCGGAGCAUGUAGCAGAAGUAGUAGAAAAGGUAGCAGAAUUAACAGAGAAGGUAUCAGCAGAAAUUGGGGAGAAGCUUCCUGAGAAGAGUAGGAUGAAAGAUGCAGCUGAAGCUGUAGAGAAGUAUUCCAAGGAAAUUGCCCACGAUGCUCUCCUUGCACAACACAUCCUUCACAAGGUGGAAGAAUGGAAGCAAAAGCUAGACAAAUCAGAGGCAGAUAUUAAUGAACAGAUGAAAAAGAUAGUAAAUAAGUGAAAAUAUUAUUAA